Messenger RNA from Phacochoerus africanus (Common warthog), 2909 nucleotides. RefSeq names its product solute carrier family 29 member 4 (gene SLC29A4). Bases 286 to 1848 code for a protein of 520 amino acids. Gene Ontology annotation, molecular function: nucleoside transmembrane transporter activity; monoamine transmembrane transporter activity. Gene Ontology annotation, cellular component: plasma membrane. The record is from RefSeq and is a predicted model, not a curated record. The transcript is spliced from 12 exons. NCBI's taxonomy places the organism in Eukaryota, Metazoa, Chordata, Mammalia, Artiodactyla, Suidae. Gene Ontology annotation, biological process: nucleoside transmembrane transport.
CUUGGGAACAGAUGGCUCCAACUCCCACCCACGGAAGCCAAACAUUUUCCCUGGUUACCCCGCUAAUUUGCUCACAAGCCUCCUCUUGUAAACAGAGAGUACAAAGGCUCCUCCACCCAGCGUGUCUGACGAGCAUAUUCUGACUCCACCAGCAGAGGCCUCAGAGAGGGCACAGGAGGGUUCAGGCCCCCUGCUGCCGCCCCCAGGCAGGCCUCCGUGCUUGCUCGCUCAGCUUAAGACACAAGUCACGUGGCACCGCUCUUCCUCGGAGCAGCACAGGCUGCCAUGGGCUCCGUGGGCAGCCAGCGCCUCCAGGAGCCCAGCACAGCGGGCACACCGCACGGGAGCAUGGUGAUGAGCUUCAGCUUCGACAGCGGGCAGCUGGAGGAGGCGGCAGCUCGGGCCCAGGGCGGCAGGGCCAGGGGUAUCCCCAUUGUCACGGAGUCUGAGGAGACGGUGCCCGAUGACCGCUACCACGCCAUCUACUUCGCGAUGCUGCUGGCUGGCGUGGGCUUCCUGCUGCCAUACAACAGCUUUAUCACCGACGUGGACUACCUGCACCACAAAUACCCAGGGACUUCCAUUGUGUUUGACCUGAGCCUCACGUACAUCUUGGUGGCCCUGGUGGCUGUCCUCCUGAACAACGUGCUGGUGGAGAGACUGAGCCUGCACACCAGGAUCACCGCGGGCUACCUCCUAGCCUUGGGCCCCCUCCUCUUCAUCAGCAUCUGCGACGUGUGGCUGCAGCUCUUCUCUCGUGACCAGGCUUACGCCAUCAACCUGGCCGCGGUGGGCACCGUGGCCUUCGGCUGCACAGUGCAGCAAUCCAGCUUCUAUGGGUACACGGGGAUGCUGCCCAAAAGGUACACGCAGGGGGUAAUGACGGGGGAAAGCACGGCGGGCGUGAUGGUCUCCCUGAGCCGCAUCCUCACCAAGCUGCUGCUGCCGGACGAGCGCGGCGGCACCCUCAUCUUCUUCCUGGUCUCCGCGGGCCUGGAGCUGCUCUGCUUCCUGCUGCACCUGCUAGUGAGGGGCAGCCGCUUCGUGCUCUACCACACCGCGCGGCCCCGCUGCGGCCGUCGGGGCAGGGCCGGCUACCGCGUGCACCACGACGUCGGCGCCCAGGACGUGCGCUUUGAGCACCAAGGCCCAGCCCUGGCAGAUGCCGGGUCCCCAAAGGACAGCCCAGCCCAUGAAGUGACCGGCGGCGGGGGAGCCUACACGCGCUUCGACGUGCCUCAGCCGAGAAUCCGGCGCAGCUGGCCCUCCUUCCGAGCCCUGCUGCUGCACCGCUACGUGGUGGCCCGCGUCAUCUGGGCCCACAUGCUGUCCAUCGCCGUGACCUAUUUCAUCACGCUGUGCCUGUUCCCGGGUCUUGAGUCCGAGAUCCGCCACUGCAUCCUGGGCGAGUGGCUGCCCAUCCUCAUCAUGGCCGUAUUCAACCUCUCGGACUUCGUGGGCAAGAUCCUGGCGGCGCUGCCCGUGGACUGGCGGGGCCCGCACCUGCUGGCCUGCUCCUGCCUCCGCGUCGUCUUCAUCCCCCUCUUCAUCCUGUGCGUCUACCCCAGCGGCACGCCCGCCCUCCGCCACCCGGCCUGGCCCUGCGUCCUCUCGCUGCUCAUGGGCAUCAGCAACGGCUACUUCGGCAGCGUGCCCAUGAUCCUGGCGGCCGGCAAAGUGAGCCCCAAGCAGCGGGAGCUGGCAGGAAACACCAUGACCGUGUCCUACAUGACGGGGCUGACGCUGGGCUCGGCCGUGGCCUACUGCACCUACAGCCUCACGCGGGACGCCCACAGCAGCUGCCUCCACCCCGCCGCCGCCAACGCCUCCCUCCCCGCCGGCCUCUGAGCCAGGCCCGGGCCCCCAGCCCUGCCCAGGGAGGGCCGCCGGGGCCCCCUCCCCACCCCUGCCGCAGUGCCUGCGGGGGCCCCGGCCUCCUCCCCGUGCCCAUGACGCCACCCUGUCCAGGCUCAGCCGCCGUCACUCCAGCCCCAGGGUUCUGCCAAGGUCUUGGAUGCCUGGGGGUGUUGCUGCCACCAGGGUCCCGCCAGCACUGUGGUCUGUGUCCCGCCUCACACCCGCCCCCGCCAGGUCUGGUGGCCCCGGUGCUCUAUGGGGUCACUCACAGCUGUCCCCAUUUGGGAGAGCAGACCACACGCCGGUGUCCCCUCCUGGCGACGGUCAUCUUGGGCUGCUGGGAGGGCCCCACGGCCUCGACUACACUGUCGCUGCCCAGCACCUGACUCAGCACUUCUUUCACUGGGGACCCCUCCCCACCCGGUCACCCCGCAGGCCUCCGCCCUCUGCCCGUCCUUAGACUCUAGUUCUCCCACACUCAGCACCUUCUCUGGGAAGGAGCCGGGGCCCAAGCCGUGCGUCUGGAAGGUCUCAGACCACGGUCUGUCUGCGCUGGCCUUUCUGCAACCCCAGCUUUGGUGCCAACCUGGGUGCAGCCCCCGACCCCCGCCAGCCCCUCCCCAUGCACCCUGGUACCCACCUGAUGCUACAGGCCUGGGGGUCUGUGCCUGCCUGGGGGUCCCCAUUAGCUUCUCUGGACCUUCACCUGUCUGAUAAGGAGGGGGACAGUGUGGGGACACAAAGCAGGGCCCAUAGCCUGGCUGAAGUCAUGACCUAGACCUUGAACCCUGUCCAGGGAGGCCCACAGAGGGUCGGAUGUGCCCAGGAGUCCCUGGCAAAUGGGGAGGAAUGGGGGUCCCUCCAGAGCUCUAGGCUGGCUGGGCUGGGCGCCCCAGGCCGGGGGAGGGGACUCCUGGAGUGUCGCGUCAAAGAUGGGCUACCCUCCCGCACCCACAGCCCCGCCGGGACUGCCCCUCUGUGUCCUGUCCACCCGUCUGUCCACUAACUGUACCGCACUGGCCAUUAAAGGUGAAGGCAGAGCGCCUGCCCCA